Molecule: messenger RNA, 4943 nt
Organism: Venturia canescens
Lineage: Eukaryota; Metazoa; Arthropoda; Insecta; Hymenoptera; Ichneumonidae
Product: Centrosomal protein 89kDa
Exons: 6
Coding region: 168-2105 (645 amino acids)
Biological process (GO): cilium assembly; mitochondrion organization; chemical synaptic transmission
Cellular component (GO): centriole; ciliary transition fiber
Source: RefSeq, a predicted model, not a curated record
AGCAUCGUCGCAAGCUAACCUAACUUAGUGUUCCCGAUUCAUCGUCGGAAUGAUUUUUAAUUGAAUAUACCGGAGUGAUAAUAUAUUUCAGUGUAUGAUGCAAACGCAACUAAAACGAAUAUAUUUCCGUCCCGUCUUUCUUGAUAACUUGCAAACGAAUGUAAAUAAUGUCUUACUUUUAUAGCACAACUGUCACGGACGUUGACAGCUACGCGGGUAAGAAUGCACGACGAAAUAGCAUGGGACGAAAAGUAUCACUGAACGAGUAUGAGAUCGAACCAGUCCAUGGAACAAAACACCGUCGCAAACAUCCAGGAAGAAAUGUUUCUAGAAACAGAACCUCAGAAAAUGGGGAUAGCAGCCGCAAUGAUUCUAAGUUCCAGAUUUCCUCUGACAAAUACAGACGUCACAAGCACAAAGAGAACGAUACUAUUUUUGAUGAAAAUCGACGCAUGAAUGUGAAAGUUGAAGACUCUGUACCAAUCGAAAUCAUGGACGAACUCAAAGAAAAAAGUCUGCUAUUGACAAGAGCAAAAAACAAGCACGGAAAGUUAGAAAAAACUUUGCAGGAGAAACAAAGUGAAUUUGAAAAGGUGAAAACAUUGUUAGACCAAAGGGAAAGUGAAUUGCGUGAAUUAUAUGCUCGUCACGAAAAUUCCAUUCAACUGGUUGAGUCGCUGGAGCAGGAAAAAAUUAAUUGGUCCAAAAUCACAAAAAAGUUGAACGAUGAAAAUGCGCAGUAUAAAGAAGAUGUGUCGUUACUGAAAAUCCUGAUUUAUCGAUUGAACGUUGAGAUAGAACGUUAUCAGGACAAAAUAAGAAUAUCAAAUCCGGAUGAAAAUCAAAAUGUGGAAUUUGCACAACUCGAUGGGGCUGAUAUUGUCUCGGAGAACAAUAGAGUUUCUCAAUCUUGGGGACGUGUCAACUUUCAUGCUCUCGGACCUCUACUGGAAGCCUACCAAGAAAACCUGGCGGAGAAGGAACAAUUAAUAAAACAGUAUGGAAACGAGAUCAAUCAUUUCAGUGGGCGAUGCAAAGAAGUAGUUGUUGAAAAUGAAACUUUGCGGACGGAAAUCGAGGAAAUAACAUUACGGUACGAAAAAUGUAUGAACGAAAUGAAACUAUUGAGGGAGGACGCGACAAUCGUAAAGCAACAGAAUGAUCUCUUGACGAAACAAAUUGCGGUCCAAAAAAUCCAAAUUCAAGACAUCCAUGGAUUAUACGAGAAAAAGGUGGAAUCGAUGUCUCAAGACAACAAUAAAUUACACACGGAUUAUUUAGCGUGUACAACGGAAUUGAGUAAUUUACGUGGGAAAUAUGAAAUACUCAACGAGGGAUAUGAAAAACUGAAAAAAAAUACAGAAAAAACUAUGCCUGUUUCUGUGCAUACAUCUGCAAUUGAAGAAUGUAAAAGAUUGUUUGAAGAAUUGAAAGUUCAAUACGAUUCAGACAAGAAAAAAUUGACCGAACAAGUGAAACAUCUUGAAGAAUCGAAUCCACAAAGUGAGAGACAAUUGGUUAUCAUAACGGCCGAAAGAGAUCAGCUCAAACGACAAACGAAGAUUCUCGAGAAAAAUUUGAAACGAACUCAACAUAAACUAGAAUAUUUACAACGAAAUAUUUGUUCCAUUCAAAUUUCGAGGGAUUCGUUUAAGAGACAACUGCACAAAACUACAGCUUAUUGCGAACAAUUGGUGGACGAGCACGAGAAACUUGUGUCGGAAAGAGAAAGAUUAAUUUCCCUGUUGAAUGAACGCGAAAAGGAGAACGAAAACAUACAGUAUCUGGGAAAUAAUAUUGCUCACAGAAUGGGCAAUUUGAAGAGUCAACUACAAAGCGUUCAGAAAGGAGCGAAAGAGCAAUUGGAGUCGGUAGAAAAGCACAUCAGGACGCAAGAGAAAGGAGUGGGUCGAAUGAAAAUAGACUACAAUCGAGAAUUGGAACGAUUGAAAAAUCUCGUUAAGCAGAAAGAGGACGUGAUUGGUAAAUUGCAGCGAGAGAAAUUUGCCACGCGGGAUAAUUUGGAGCUGGUUUGGAGAGCCGCAACCAGCGACGACAAGAAGGUCAAGGAUGCGUUGAAAAACACUAAGAUUCACAAUAUUUGAGCUGCCGCAGUUUGAAGCAAAAUGUUACCGGAUCCAUAAGUUUACGACCUUUUCCAAUCAUCAUUGCGGUACCGUUACCGGAUGAGUCGAAAUAUCGUAUCAAUUUCACACAGUCAAAAAAUCUAGUCAUUGUUGUUAGGUUAAUUGAAACAAUUAUUAUUCGUUAUGCAAAUACGAAAAUGACGAUAUAAAAAUGCCGAAAGACUGACAGAUUUGUUAUAUUCGUAAUUUUUACUAUUAUUCUGGUUGGUGAUGAAAUUAAGAGAAUCAUUAUCGUGAGAAAUAGAUUUUAGCAUCGGGAUUAAAUCAACACAUUUUUACAUCGCAGUCAUUCGCUCCCAGAUUAUAGAGUGAAACGAAAAAGUAUUAUGAAUACGAUAAAUUUGACUCAAACGCUCGUGUAUAUUUUUUCUCAACUCGUUUUGCAGCUUCUUUCACCUCUCACCAUUUUAAAAAUAUAUUUAUUGACAACCGUCUUCAACCGUGUCAUGUCUGCACCACGCUCUUUCAGUAGACUUGAGAAGCAAGUCGAAUAUUGUAUUCGAUCGAAACAUCGAUAUUUUCGGCUAUUUGUUUGAUAUUGUACUUCGAAAUGGAGUUGUUAAUUCAUGCGUGGUGGCUCUCAUAAUUUUAUUACCAACUGUAGUUUGUAGUCAAUCAACAUUCAAUAAGUUGACAUGAUAAAUGCAUCCUUCAUAUUUGCAAAUGCCUGAAUAUCUGAACUCUUCGUGACCCUCCAAUUACAUUAUUACUCGAACAGACCAAUGACAAACUGCGCAAUCACGCCUCGUUAUAGUUGACACUUGUGCAAAUUAUAAGUCGUUCUUGGCCAACCGAGAGAAUUUCUGAUUCUCGUCUCGUAGAUUUAAUUUUUAAUGUUUCAGAUUCUAGUUUCCACUUUAAAGAGGAUUGAAACAGAUGCCUCAACUAUUAAUGUCAUUGAAUCUUAAUUCUGGAUUAAUCAAAGAUUGGUCAAAGAUCUGAAAAAUGUUAGCAUCAUCGAAUCUUCAUGAACAUUGAUUUUAAAUAAUAAUAAUCAUAAAAAUGUAUCAGCACAUGGUUGGAUGGAACAUUGUCGACGAGGAAUCAUAUUUUUUUCUUCAUAAUAUCGAGUGAGUUUGGUUAUUAUUUAAAAUGCACAUGAAUUUGUUGCAAGGAUUUUAUUGGGUUUUCUUAAAAUAAAUAUUGAAAAUAACUACAAUAAGCAUUGAAAGUUGAUCACAUUUGACACAUUCAAAUGUUGGUCAAACUGUACUUUCAUACUCGAUUUUGUCUUCCGGGAUUUCACGUGGAAGCGAACACGUUGAACUUGUCAUUUUUUUUAAAUAAAAGGAGUUUAAGUUCAAUGUACAUUCUAUUUUCAAUUGGGAUUCCUUCGAAAGCGUGGGAUCGUAAAAAUAAAUUUAAAAAAUAGGAAAUUCUUUUUCGAGACGGAAACGAUAAAGUAUUCCUUGAAUUUUGCAAUUGAAAAAAGAAAAUGUUAGUAUAUUUCUGAGUUUUAAAACGAGGCGUAAAAUGGGAAAAGGAUCAGAGACAAGGAAUAUCUCUGGUGACUGAAAGUUCAUUAUUCAAAUAUAUGCUACAGUGAGAGCAAGUGUCACCUGCCUUUUUUCAGUGAUGACAUCAACAACGUCAAGUGGCAAAGUCUCGAGAGUUUCAUUGAUGGUACCAAAGUCUACAUUUCCAAUGGCCUACCAUUAAUUUUCUAUUAUUGAGCGAGUGACAUCACUGUAAUUCACAUUUUACAUAAUCAGGAAUGCACACUAUUUCGAGCGUUCGUCGGUCACUAUUGAUCGAAUUUCGAACACUGACACUUUUGCGGAUAUAUGCGUUUGCACAUUUGUGCAAUUUUUUUUUUUUUUUACUUUAGUAAAAUUAUGCAUUCGAGGGACGAACCUCUAAAAUGAAUAUUUUGGCGACGUUAGGCAUUUUUAAAUAUCUAGUGUGUCAUCAAAAAUUAUGAUAUUUAUUUCGUCACUGAGAUUUAGACCUUCAGUUACGUUCCUAUUCGAAAAAAAAUGAAAUUAAAAUUAGUCAUGUAUCAAUAUUCGUUUAUUUAUUUCGUUUUACAAUGAAAUGUUUCAGUACGAAAGAUGAAAAUGAGCCGGAAUAUGAGAACGAAUAAAUGGAACAAUAAAUUUUGCAACAAAAUAGAAAAAGUUGACUGGUGAAAAAGAGUGUGAAUAAAUCGUAACAAAAAUAAUGUAGUUUAUGCGAAAGCCUUUGAACGGGGUUUUUCAUCAGGUGGUUCAGGAAUUCUAGGCACCUGUUGAUUUUUUGUUAUUGAAUACGUAACAUCGCAGUUCUUGGAAAGUGAAUAAUGAAAUUAUGUAUCCUCCAUAAAAAGUCAGUUGUUUACAGCAGAACCGAGUUGGCAUGUUGACUUUCGGCGUCCUAAAAAGCGGAAAAAAAUGUAUCUCCGUCUCUCCGUGAAGCAGAUGUAAAAAUUCAUGUGAUCAUGUAUUAAAAUCUAGAAAUGUUAUUUGAGCUGAAAAACUUUGUCUAAAAGAUAAAAAUGUUCAACGUCUACUUUCAGGGUUAUUGGAACAGCGUCUUCACAAAAGAUAACGCACAAUGAGCUACGCAUGACAUUUUCAGUUCGUACAGUCGACGUGAAAUACGGAGAAUUUGAGGUUAGAAUGUCGAAAUAUUACGUAAUACUGACAAUGGAUACAAGUUGCUAAGAAAUUUUUCGUUCAAUUGUAUUGAAAGUUCGAAUCUGGGCGAGUCAAUGUUGGGUAAAAAAUGUUUAUACCAAAAGAAAAGCCAAGCUCGACGAACUUCUCGUACUAAAUUAGCAUAAAAAUAUACACGUGUGAAAAGUUUUGUCGAAACGAA